Messenger RNA from Exophiala xenobiotica, 525 nucleotides. RefSeq lists its product as uncharacterized. Gene Ontology annotation, biological process: tRNA processing; nuclear-transcribed mRNA catabolic process, RNase MRP-dependent; intronic box C/D snoRNA processing. The record is from RefSeq and is a predicted model, not a curated record. The transcript has 2 exons. Gene Ontology annotation, molecular function: ribonuclease MRP activity. The coding region runs from base 1 to 525 and encodes 174 amino acids. Gene Ontology annotation, cellular component: ribonuclease MRP complex; nucleolar ribonuclease P complex. Lineage: Eukaryota; Fungi; Ascomycota; Eurotiomycetes; Chaetothyriales; Herpotrichiellaceae.
AUGGCCACCAGCAAAAUGACACAGCGGGAUACCACGACAUCCUUCACCCUGCGCAACCCGCCAUACGCAUAUUUCCACCUCUCGAUCCAGUCACUUGCGGCGCUACCACCACAAUCUAGUCAAUCUCUAGACGAGAUCACAGCCCGCUCCUAUCUGACGGCGGCGUUGCAGCAGUAUCUUGGCCUAACCGGCACGGCCAUUGCCAUCGAUAUCUUGAAGGUCGAGGGUCCCAAUGUCUGGAUCAGAGUACCCAGAGACGAUGAAUCCGCUGUUACUGCCGCCCUGAGUCAGUGGUGCUCGGCCAAAGGAGUGAGUCUACGCGUCGAAGCCAGAGGAAGUUGGCUGGGCGGCGUGGCGGCGAGUGGAGGCGGAGUGGACGACGCGAAGCUUUGGAGCCUCGAACGAGGCCAACUUCGAACAUGGGAUGGAGAACCGGCGACGGCCGGCCUUCGCACUCGGAUGAAACAAACUGGACGAUUAUCUUCAUACAGGGGCUAUCAGAACUGUGGCCCGAUUGGGGGAUAA